UUCCUUCCCUCUCCUCCCCCAAAGUCUCUCGGGUCUCGUCGUCCACUCCGCCUUUAUACAUACGGCGUCCUUCUUGCGUCAUCCCACUCAGCAGAGAGCCAGCUCACUCCUCAUUGUCCGCCAGCCUACUCGGCCGACCAUCGUCACACACAGUGCCCCUCGUUUCGUCUCGGCCUGUUCAGCUGUUCUCACGACCUCGCACCAUGUCUUCCUCCAUCGCCAUUCCCGCGGGCCCCUCGGCCACGCCCUUAUAUCACAAGGGCACCGCUUCCUCUUCCAACAGCCCAUACUCGAGCUCGCCCUCUUCAUCCCCGCCUUCGGCCGGCAAGCACAAGGCCCUGCACAACCGCCGCCCGAGCCUCCUGAGCUCUUCUCUCUCCAAGCAAGAAUGCACCGUCAUUAACAUCGGCGAGCCGGACGGCCCUCCUCGGCUGAUCUCCUACCUUUCCUCCAGCCAGGGCUUUGCCUGGAAUCCCGAGAUCUUCCUCCCUUCGUACAUCGACUGCGACUACGUUCCCCUCGAGAACCGCCGAGACCCCGUUCACGAGAUCUUCCUCACCGACGAGGAGUCCAAGAACAUGCUGCCGCAUUAAACAGAACAGCAUCUUUAUUCACUCACGCUUACCCGGACCGACCGCACGACGAUUUAGACAUUUCCUUCUCACGAGAUUCCCAGUUUUACGCUAGCUCUUUAUUCUUCGACUACACACAUUCUUACGGCGUCUCUGGUUCCGCGGUUUUCUUACCUCCUCGUUAGGAAAGGGCUUUGUUCCCCAGCUUACCGACAAACAUGGAUUGUCGGCACUGUUUGACGGAGUAUUCGGGAUAUGGAAUCCCUGGUCAAUUGACUUGACAGCCUCCCUUUCGGGGAUUGGCUUUGGCGGAGUAUCGCAGACAUGGCGGAGCAUUCAUGACUCUUGGGCAGUCAGCAUAUCUUAUCUGGUGGACUGGGCCGGACCGGACCGGGCUUGGAAUCGGAGGGUAGAUGCCUGGUUUCGCAGGUUUUCAGGAGGGUGUUUUCUUCUUCAUAUGGGCCUUGACUUCAGAUUGCCUCUUUUCUUUCAUGGGUUUCCUGUUAUUGUGGCUGGACUUUCUUUGGGACGGUGGCGUUGUGGUUCGACGGUGUUUGUUAACUCUCCUCAAUUUACCCUGGUUCUACACGAA
Molecule: messenger RNA, 1164 nt
Organism: Fusarium vanettenii 77-13-4
Lineage: Eukaryota; Fungi; Ascomycota; Sordariomycetes; Hypocreales; Nectriaceae
Exons: 4
Coding region: 204-593 (129 amino acids)
Source: RefSeq, a predicted model, not a curated record